Molecule: messenger RNA, 5142 nt
Organism: Leishmania braziliensis MHOM/BR/75/M2904
Lineage: Eukaryota; Euglenozoa; Kinetoplastea; Trypanosomatida; Trypanosomatidae
Exons: 1
Coding region: 1-5142 (1713 amino acids)
Biological process (GO): regulation of cell population proliferation
Cellular component (GO): nucleus
Molecular function (GO): DNA binding
Source: RefSeq, a predicted model, not a curated record
AUGAACAACGACCGUCGUCGCGAGGUGCGCCAUGCACGCCGGUUGCGGCGUCACCAGCGUGGCGGGGCCGACAGCAAUGAUAGCCACGGGGUGCGCUCCCGCUCUGCAGCUGCUAGCGCCCACACUAUUCCGCCACCACUCGGCGCCACACCGGGUGUGGUGAUGGGCACAGGCGCAGCGGGAUCUACAGCUAGCGGCCGCCGCACCACAGCUGUCACGAUCCACGACGAGGCGCAGCGCCUUUCCGAGCGCAUGCAGCAACAGCAGCAAGUAAAGAGCCGCGCGGAUCAGAUGCUGACGCAGCGCGAGACACUCAUCCGAGAGCGGUACGCGCCAAACUCGAUCACUGCCACAGCGCAUGACCAGACGCAGCAGCAAGUCUCUGCCUACACCUUUGACAAGGAUGACUUGCUGACCGGCCUAAUCGGCGAUAACAAGGCGAACUUCCUCAAGCUGGAUCACGACCUGACGGAGGACCACGCGAUCGCCACCCAUAGGCUACACGCCUCUGUCUUUGCGCACGCGAACAGCUUCCUCCUCUUGUUCCGCGACGUCGACCGUGCCAGUGACCUCGUUGAGGCUCUCAAGGCCAACGUGCAGGGCACCAAGGCCGCAAUCUCUGCUAUCAGCAAGUACUCCUCCGCCAACAUCGUGGUUGAUGGAGAGACGUCUUCGACUGGCAAGCUGGCUGGCUUUGCCACUGCCCGCGUGCGCGGUGGUGAUGCCGGGAAUAGCAGCGUGUUCAGCACAGUGCUCGGCCGAACUGCUAGCGAUGGCGAUCCACGACGGUUUGCACGACCGAGUCUCGUUUCUCGCCGUGUUACACAGCGCUACGCCUCGGAAGGCAGCAGCGAUAUGACAUGGCUGAACGACGCCGUCGUCGACCUCGGCUGGGGCACCGGAGGCGCUGCGAGUACCGACUCAUCGGCCGCCGCCAGGUCCAGCCACGCCACAACGUGUGCUUCGACGAUGCAUCGCAGCGGUCUGGCAGAUGAAGAGGAAGCGACGACAGGCGGUUGCGCGGAUGCCAUGACGACGAACACCGGCGCCUCUUACCCGACGACGCGCGGGUUGAAUGUCUCCUCGGUGCGGCAAUGGCGACACGUGAUCGGCAUGAGGGCCAACCUCACCACUAGGGACAGUACCGGUGACCGCGAUGCUGCCGAGGGAGGAUCUGCAGCGUCAGGGCGGCCUUUGCGCAGUGAGGUGAAGGACAAUUCCCGCUCGUCGGCAGGGCCCACCGCCGCUGCCAGGUCGGAGAAGGAGGCCAUCGACACCGCCGCCUUCGUGGGCAUCCUGCGCGAGGAGGCGAAUCAGCUCCUUACGGAGCGGCGCCACGUUGACGCAGCGGAGCUGCUGUACCGCCUUGCCGACGAGGCGACAGCGAAGGGGUGCGUGCCGUUCCUUCUGGACCUCGAGGCGGCCCUUGUCAGAUGCGUCAUCUCGAACGUUGUCAAGAUACCGGUCACGCCCCUGUACGUUGAAAGCCUCCACGUGCCGCUGAUCCAACUCCUCCUCCGGUUUGGCCGCUCUCGCAGCGCGGCCGCCGUGUACCUGACGAUACAUACGUCAUGGCUGCAGAGCGAGGUGCAGAGGCUGCAGUCACGCGUGAACCCUCAGUACGCCAGCCUCAUCGCCGUGGACUUCCUGGUGAGGACGACGCGGGCGAUAGUGCGGCGGCAGCACACCCUGGGCCUUUCCCUCUCAGCAGCGCAGGCGUUCAUGGAGGACGGGAGCGCCGGCACGGCUGAGGCGGCGGCGGUGAGCAAGACGGACGGAAAGCGACCUGUUGCUGGGGCCACCCGCCCCACCACCAUCACUCGCAGUGGCGCCGUCGCAACGCAGAAACCUGGGCCACCGAGGGGAGCGGCUGCCGCUUCGCCAGGGACCUUGAUCCCGCCGAACUCAGCUGCACUGCUGUGGGUACGCUGCAACGUGGAGCGCUUCGCGUGCGACGUACUGGCGACGCACCUGCUGAGCUUCGGCACUGGCACGGACGGUGGCGACCCAACUCGCAUCCGCCAGGCGGCACAAAUGAUCGCACAAGCUUCGCGUGUAAUGCAGACGCUCAGCACCGACGGAUUCGCCGGCUGCGACACCCUCAUCAUGCGGCAGCUGACCCCAAGCCUAGUCAUCCUGGAGGACGACUUCACGCGGCUGACCGGGGAGUUGGUGGAGCACGGGGGCCGGGCGAUGAUGGAGCAGGUGAUCAUGGGCAGCCUCGCCUUCUACGAGGCGAAUCUGGAGAACACAGCGGCCAUCGAAGCUGCUGUGGCCGCCCCACCGCCUACUGCCACCACGGCCUCAGACGCGACGACGGCGAUCCCAAAGGGAUCAACGGCGACAGAGACCCCGUCGCUGCUGCCGAUGCCGGCACGGCCGGCGCUGCGAAGCAUCCCGCCUCCCUAUCACCCCUCCCGCUGUGAUGACGUGGCCCGCAAGGUGCGUGUGCGUUGCCAAGAGCUGGUGCAGCUGAUUCGCACCCUCCCACUCUCUGGACACUCGCUGCUGAUCCAGCUGUUGCUGGCGCCUGCCUCGUCCUCUCUGUUCAAGAGCGCGGCCUCGGCAGGCGGCGCAGCACAGGGCGCGUCCUCGCCGGCGCCGGCCGACUUUUCUUCCAGCGCGACUGGCGGGGCAGCCGCCUACCCCACGGGUCGUGGCCGUGGCGCGACGGCGCUGCUCGGCAAGGCUGGCGCAUCCUCCACAGUGCCGCCCCCCGCUUCACUCACCACAACCCCGCCGCCGCCGCUGUCGUCUGAGCGCUUUCGGUUUCUGCGCUAUGCAAACGGCUGCUCCAGUACGCACGUGCGCUUGCUGCGAUCCUUGUGCGGUUACGUGGCUGCGCUGACGGGGACGGACCAGCUGCCGGCGGAGGUCAUGGCCUCUGCGGCGGCGCAGGAGCAGGAGGGCAGUAAUUCGACCGCUGCUAUGGCGAUGCGGCUGCAACAGGCGGAGUGCAUUGCGUACCUGCUCACGAGCGCGGUGGUGACGGAGUCGAUCGAUGUUGUGCUCUGCAACUUACUCUCGCGCAUGAUGGUGGUGCUUCUGCGCCAGCGUAAGGCGCUCGUGCGGUUUCUUUCGUCCGAGGCGUUUCUGACGAACCACCGCCGUGUCUUUCCCUCGGCGGCCUCCAAGUCGGCUGUGUCAGACGCGCCUCUCUUCUCCGACCCUGCCACGUCACCGGCGUGGGUGCUGGAUAGCACACUCUGCCUUCUCUCCGACUUACUAGGCCUCGGUGCGUGGGUGUCGUUCUUUACCAGAGGCGGGGCGAUGGCGCACAUGCUGGUGGACGCGCAGUUCGACUUCCGUACGCAGCACCUCGAGCGUGUACAGCGGGAGGUCCCGCGGCUCGUGCAGGAGUGGAUGUGUGCAGUGCUGCUGCUCAACGCCGAUGUGACUCGUGCCAAUGCCGUACUCGCCCUGCCGACGUCAUCGGUGAAGGCUUUGGAGCCAUCUAGGUCGCUCCUGGCACCGCAGCAAAGCGUCCUGUUCGGCUCCCGGCUGCAAGAGCGCGGUGAUGGGUGGUCGACGAGGCUCUGGUCGAAGAGCAACGUCUCGUUUUCUGCAGUCGCAGCGACGACGGCAGCCACAACGGCGAAGAAAGUGAACAAGGCGGAUGCAAACACGUCGGCCGUGCUGUUGUCUAUUCCCGUCACGUCACCUUCUUCGGCCACGUCGCCGUCUGCAACGGCAGCUGACAAGAAGGCCGCCGCCACUCCCCCGUUGUUCGCUGGUGCCGGCGUACGAGAGGAGCGGGUGCUGAGCCUCAUCAUGACGCUCCUUGAUCGCAAGUACUACACUCCCGCCGGCUACACGGUGCACCGCUGCGUCGUCGACUCGGCCAAUGUGUCGUUCGACGGGAGUGCAAGCGCUGGGUUGAAUGGCGUGUGGACUAUUCGCAGUCAGUUGAGCAGCUACCCUGAGUUCCCGAUCGGCGAGAUGCGCGAGCACCGAGGUGACGAGGUGUUCCUGUUUCACUGGUGCGUGCAAGUCUCGCUGCACCUGCUCACCUUCUUCCAGGAGCGUCUUAUCACGCCGAGCUACGUGAUGAACCAGCGCGCCGCAGAGGCGCAGGGCAGCAUGGCGUCCCUCCCUUUGAAGGGCUGCAUCACGCCGCAGGAAAACACUGUACUCGCGGGGUGGUGCGCCGGCGGUGGCAACUACGUGACGGCUGUGGCACUGUUGCAGUUUUUGGUGAUGCGGCUGCUGCGCGACGGCCUCUGCCGUGCCGACACGUGGUCGGCGGUGUACGGCUGCCCUGUGGCAGAGUGGCGCCGCGACGAGGCGGUGCUGCGGCAGCAACUCUUCUUCUUUUCUCUCUUUGCUUACCUCUGGGCGCCGCUGUUUACGGGCGGUCGCGCUCCGCGGGCGCGCGCAGCCGGCGCUGUCCGCACCGCUGUGGCCAGCUCGUCUCCGACCAAGGAGGACGCGCCGGUCAGUUCGUGGUUGGUGGACGGCCUCCCCUCGCUGGCGGUGCUGGAGUGGAUGACCUGCGGUGGGGUACUUACCCCCUCGGCGAACGCGGAUUCCGUCGCUGCAGCGAUCACGUCUACCGCGCUCGCCACCAUACCGGCCAGCCUCACCGCUGUGGAUUUGUUGUUUUCUACCCCAGGCACCCUCCACAUGGCAUCAAGAUAUGGCGAGGGCACUGAGGUGGAUGUUACGGGCGCCACUCAUGCUGCAACUGGAGCUGGUGCCGCGUCAUGGAGGGCUAAGGCGGGCGGCAGCGGUACUGCAGCGGGUCUGGCGUCGGCAGGUGCCUCACCGGCAGCGGCCACCAACGCGGUACUGGCGAGGCGCGAGCUCUUCGGGUCAUGCGCCUCCUACAUUCCAGAUGGCCCGUUACGGGUGCUUCGACACUUUUUCGAGGUGCAGCUGGGCGAAAGCCGCGCCAUUCCUGCCGUCACGUCAGAUGUCAUGCGUGUCCGCGUGGAGCGAGCCAUGGCAGAGAUUAACCUCCUUGACUUUGCCGGCACGUCGCUCGGCAUGGACGACGACGAGAGCGAGGAUGACGCCAGCUCAUUGACGGCGACCCGCUCCUCCUCAGGCGCCGGCUCAGGGGAUCGGAGGUCGCCAGCGCGUAAGGUGACCUUGAAGAACUUGCGCGACUUGAUUGCCGUCUACACAGUGCCGCUUUCUUAG